AUAACCAUAGAAUUGAUUACAAUUACUGUUAACUUAAUCAUUAAUGCACUCAUAGUGUGUAUCGCGGUCUAUUAUGAAAGCUAUCCGCUUUCACUACCAACCGCUCGGUAAACCCUAGGUCAAGGAGUCACAUUGCCAUCUGGUGGCAACAACAAGUCCAGAUCUCAGCAAAAGUUUGACAAAGCCAUAUGAUGGUGUAGGAGUAGGCUGCACAGCGAUGUCCAACAUCAUUCCAGUACUUCCGUCAAGUCCGCCUCCCUUGGACAGUUGUACACAGCAUAGCUGGGAGGAUGAUGAUGACUUUGAAGCGUUCACCGGAGCACCAGACUCCCCCGUGCGAAUGCCGGGUCAUCCAUCCACAUCAAUCCCUGGUGCCACAACACAACUACCCCCAGAUGCCACGAAGAUCCAGUUUGCAGAGGAUACCGGUGACGAUGACUUUGCGGACUGGGUAGCGAGCGCUCCACACGACACAGACGCAGGUGGUGGUGCCAGUGUUGCCAACGUUGGUGAUGAAAUUCAGGCGACCGUGCCGGAUUAUGAACGUCAGACCAGUACGUUGGGGGAGGAAGGUGGUGACGGGCCACAGUCAUCUCAAGCUGCUGUGGCCGAAGAGCCCGAUUUCAGCCUCUCAUUACCAGAUGCCUCGUGUUUCGUCGACAAUAGUGCCUUACAGGAUGCAGCAGAAGCUGUAACCAUUGAGCCAACAGAAGUCGGUAGUGUCUAUGCUUCAGCGCUAACAGAGCGCACAGCAGAGGUCACCACCGAGCAGCCAGGGGGUGACUUUGACCAGCCGACCUUGCAGAGUAGUGUUGCCGACUCGCAGUGUGAAGGUUGCUAUGACGACAGCAACGGUGAUGACUAUGGCGACUUUGCUGCUUUUGGAAAGAACGGUUCUCUUCCAAAGCCCACAACAUCUGAUGCAGCGGAUUGGCAACCUGAUGCCGUUGUUGACAACGGUGACUUUGCCGAUUUCUCUGCUUUUGGGGGUGUGCCAUCAAUUGAGUCGGCAGGUCAGUGUGACUUUGUGACGACAGCUCAAUCGGACCCUGAGACAACAGCUAAACAUGACUCCGAAAUAGGAACUCCUUGUAAUCCCGAGACGACGCAUGGGAUUCUCAGGGAUUUGACGUCUCAAGGUGAGACUGAGACAAUACCAGGUGGAGCGAGUGAGGCGGUGAUCUCGACAGAGCCUCUUGGUUGUUACCGUGACGACGACGAUGAUGAUUUUGCAGAAUUUCAAGAAAGCUCUGCACCUGUUGUUACCAUAGAUGAUGUAGUGGCUUCAGUGGAAUCAACUCUUAAAGUUGCAGAGGUUACCAUUGGUGAGGAUUUACAACAGCACCUUGAAAAGGUAAUCGAGGGACUUUUCCUAGUGGCUAAUGACCUUGAUAUCCCAGAAGCUGACCUUGAACCUCUGAGACUUCAGCAAUGUGUUGUUUGUGAUGCAACAGAUAAGCCAGCAAGUGAUCUGCCUGGUGCUGCCAUCUGGAGUCAGGUGCAGAAGACUGAUGGCACAGCUGCCCUUUCUUACCAGUGGCUGGAAUCUGGCAACAACAGGAACUUGUUGAAAUCUCUUAGAAUUGAUACCAGGAAUAUUAUACCGAAGAAGCCUCUUGUGCCAUUAUUUGCGACAGGCAUCGGCUUGCUGGAACCUAUGAAGCCUUCUGAUCCACGAUGUGAGCCUCCACCGGUCACGAAACCCUCUGCCCAGGAGUGUAUCCCAGCAGUGGAGUUUGACUGGGGUUCGAGUGGACUCACCAAUCCUCUCUCCAGCACUGUCGAUUCUAACCUCCUUGAUCUCAGCUUCUUUGCAAGAGAAGCAGAGUUUUCCUCAUCCUCGGGCAGUAAGAAAGGCAUAGUUAUAGGUCUAGAAGAUCAAAUGCUAAAAGAGGGCAGCACUGGCAUGUUGGCUGGUCAACCCCUGCAACAGCUUCUUGCAGGUAGUACUCCCACACUUACUGCCAACACGAGAAAAUCUGAGCGAUCCAAUCUCAGCCCAGAGGCUAGUGCCAUAUUGGACGGUCUGCCAAAUCUUUCCUUCAUGCGCUCAAAGGUGUUAAUGUUCCCCGUUAAGAAUGGGAAUAUUUAAAUUUCAACGUCAAGAUCUUGCAUACACGGCUUAUUAAGGAUGCACUGAAAGUCCCUUUUAUUAUAAAUGAAAAUGGUAUAUGUGUACCUCCACACGUGGAGACUCUCUAAAUAUAUGUCAGCAUUCUCUCGUAUAUAGAUGUCGAAUAUAUGCAAUAUAUGCAGCUAAACGUAAAGUAGUAAGAGGGCGAAUAUUGCACCGUUAUUGGGCUGCUUGGCUUCUUUGUUGUCAUUGCUACAUAAUAUAUUAGUUGUGCACAUGACAUGUUAUAUACACAGUAUGCUAGUUUUGGUUUGUACAACCUAUAGCUCUGUCUGUGUUGCAGCAAACUUUUAACAUUCCAUGUUUUUCCGACCAAAUUUAAUUAAUAAGUUUCAGUGCGGCUGCUACUGUUUACCAGCGAUGACAGAGUGAAAAACUGAAAUGAAGCUCACCAGUUGUGUGUGGUGUCAUCUUUUAAAUGUCAGUUAAGUGUUGAUCUACUGCCAAUUCAACUGGUUAUAGGAGGUGAGGGUGCAGUUUUCUUAGGGGUAUACUGGUUAUAGUAUUCUCAUGGCGGGGAGCUAUGCUGAUCUGUAGAAUUUCCGAUCGUCUCGAUCACUGCCAAAAUAUACAUGCAUUAAUAGAACCAUCUUUUAGCAUUUUUGACGUUUCAAUGUUCGAAGUGGAAUAGACAGGAAGAAAAAGACGGUGAUUAGAAGCACGUAGUGUAUGUACAAAUGAGGGUGGUGUUGUACUUUAAAGAAUGUAGCUUGUCCUUGACUGUGUUCUAACACUGUGAUAUGAAUCGGGGUAUAUAUAUUCUGCUUGUAAAUAACUGCAAGCACAGGUAUGGGCCUACAUACAUAUUGCUUUACAAACGCUGUCCACUUAUUAUAGAGAAUCAGUUUCUCACAUUACGUUUUGUGCUUGAAUGUAUUUAUCUCUCACUGAUUUAUUUAAUAUUGGCAUAUCACAAUAUUGGAAUCAUGUACCAAGCUUUUUUCUCGUUGUGGAGCUGUUUUACUCUGUUGUUUCUUAAUUAAACAAGGAUCACGGUUGUUUUUCAGAGAGAAGAUUGUACGAAAAUUAUAGAAGAUAUCACGUAAUUGUGUAUGUUGUGCAUACUGUCAAAUAACAACGUUGCAAUAAAUAUUGUUAAAACAGAA
Messenger RNA from Priapulus caudatus, 3240 nucleotides. Its product is annotated as aftiphilin-like. The record is from RefSeq and is a predicted model, not a curated record. The coding region runs from base 218 to 2092 and encodes 624 amino acids. Gene Ontology annotation, cellular component: trans-Golgi network membrane; AP-1 adaptor complex. Gene Ontology annotation, molecular function: clathrin binding. Gene Ontology annotation, biological process: intracellular transport. The transcript is spliced from 7 exons. NCBI's taxonomy places the organism in Eukaryota, Metazoa, Priapulida, Priapulimorpha, Priapulimorphida, Priapulidae.